AUGAAAGUCUUCAUCUUUCAGCAUCAUCACUCCGUUCAGGCUGCAGACAGUCGGGUGACAGGAUGAACCUCCUCAAGUGUUUUCUGCUCCUGUGUGUCGGUUUAGAUCCAUCCUGGGGUGUUUUGUCCCACGCGCUUGCUGUGAGUCAGAGUGCAGACGUUUCUGUCCUGGAGGGAAAGACGGUGAACGUCACUUGCUGCUGGACUGACACUGGCAGCAGAGUCGGCCUGAAAUGGCUGAAAAACCAAACUUUAAUUGAGAAUAAGACCGUCAUGAGUCAGUCCGAAGGCUCUUGGAGGGAGCACCAAAACAAAUGUGAGAAUCUGACGUUGGGAAAUAUUAAGGGAACUGACUCAGGAACGUACAUCUGCAAGGUUAGCGUGGAAAUACCCGUUUUAAUUGAAAGUGAAGGAGCUGGUACGACCAUCAGAGUUACACCCAGAGAGAACCCAGCUGACAGAGCAGACCACCAGACGAGAAACGGGAAGAAGAGGAUAGAAGAAGUAGGUGAAGACAAAGGAAAACCAGUAAAGGACAACAGUAAAACCCACAUUGCAGACAAAGAUAAAGAGAAGGCAGUCAUACACAAAGAGAAAACAACUGACAGACCAAUGAAUCGCAUGGCUAAAGAUAAGGAGAAAACCAGAGAGAAAUGGGGAGAGAGAGAAAACCAACGACCGGCUGACGACGGUUCCCAGGAGCUGCUGUUCACCUUCAUCCUGAGGUCCCUGCCCGUCGUCGCCCUCAUCACUGCUUUCUUUUGGCUCUACUACGUAGGGACUAAAGCCCAGAGAAAAAAAGCAGCUGCUUCUGGAAAUAAAGCGUCUUCGCAACAAAGCACAGAGGACAACCGAGAAGAGACUGUGACUAAAGAAGCAAAAGGGAAACGAACGAAGACCAGGAUGUCUAGUGAUCAUCAUGUUCAUCCAGUAGAGGGCGUGGACUGAACUGCCUAUAUUUCCAUUUAUUUUUACAUUCAGUCUGCCGACCUGUAGGUCUCAGGGAUGUUGGAGCCCAUCUCUAAUAGUCGACGGGUGAGAGGCAGGAUUUCUCCCUGAACUGACCCGGCUACCAGCCCAACAAAGGUCAACACAGACGCAAACUAGACGAAAACAUUCAAACACAACUAAGUGUAAGUUAAAGUAUCCAGUCAACCAAACAUGUAUGGUUGUGGAGGAAGGAAAGAAGCAAGAAAGUAAAAAGUCAUUUAUAAAGUGUCUUUCAAGUGCUUCAACAAACAAAAUAGUAACUACAAACUUACAACAAAUUUGUGUAUGUGCGGGUGAAGGGCUCAGGGCAAAGUGCAAUGUUACUUUUCAACCUCAAAUUGUCAUAAUUUGAGUUUUUCUCUGUGUUCAUUUUGUGUUCUCUGUGUCUCCGUGUUGUCCUGUCUCCCCUUGAU
This is a messenger RNA of Xiphophorus maculatus (southern platyfish), 1402 nucleotides long. RefSeq lists its product as uncharacterized. The transcript has 7 exons. The coding region runs from base 63 to 947 and encodes 294 amino acids. The record is from RefSeq and is a predicted model, not a curated record. NCBI's taxonomy places the organism in Eukaryota, Metazoa, Chordata, Actinopteri, Cyprinodontiformes, Poeciliidae.